This is a messenger RNA of Asparagus officinalis (garden asparagus), 2083 nucleotides long. RefSeq names its product glucose-6-phosphate isomerase, cytosolic. Gene Ontology annotation, cellular component: cytosol. NCBI's taxonomy places the organism in Eukaryota, Viridiplantae, Streptophyta, Magnoliopsida, Asparagales, Asparagaceae. The coding region runs from base 158 to 1861 and encodes 567 amino acids. The transcript has 24 exons. Gene Ontology annotation, molecular function: glucose-6-phosphate isomerase activity; carbohydrate derivative binding; monosaccharide binding. Gene Ontology annotation, biological process: gluconeogenesis; glucose 6-phosphate metabolic process; glycolytic process. The record is from RefSeq and is a predicted model, not a curated record.
UCUAUUCUCCGUUCAUUCAGAAAUCGAAGCCAAACACUAUAUAAUACUUUAAUCCCCAGUCGAAGCCCAAGCCAAAACCAAAGCCAGAAUCAGCGAACGGGCGAUCCUCAGCGCUCGCCUAUUCCUCUCGCGCAGUCCCAAAACCUCAAAAGAUAUAAUGGCCUCAACUGCGUUAAUUUGUGAUACAGAGCCGUGGAAGGAUUUGAAGAGUCACGUUGAGGACAUCAAGAAGACUCAUUUACGUAAUUUGAUGAAUGACGUUGAUCGAUGCAAGUCGAUGAUGGUGGAGUUUGAUGGGUUGAUUUUGGACUAUACACGCCAAUGUGCUCGGAAAGACACUAUGCAAAAGCUUUUUAAACUAGCAGAGGCAGCACGAAUUGAUGAGAAGAUUAACCGCAUGUUCAAUGGAGAGCGCAUAAACAGCACAGAGAAUAGGUCUGUGCUGCAUGUAGCUUUGCGAGCGGCAAGAGAUACAACUAUAUGCAGUGAUGGGAAGAAUGUGGUACCAGAUGUUUGGAAUGUUUUAGACAAAAUCAAUGAUUUUUCAGAAAAAGUUCGAAGUGGUUCUUGGGUUGGAGCAACAGGAAAAGCAUUAAAAGAUGUUGUGGCCGUUGGUAUCGGUGGCAGUUUUUUAGGCCCUUUGUUUGUGCAUACUGCACUUCAAACUGAUCCAGAAGCUGCAGAAUAUGCAAAGGGGCGGCAGCUGAGAUUCCUUGCAAAUGUUGAUCCAAUUGAUGUCGCUCGUAACAUUAGAGGAUUGAACCCUGAAACUACAUUGGUUGUGGUGGUUUCAAAGACAUUUACUACAGCUGAAACUAUGUUGAAUGCUCGAACACUGAGGGAGUGGAUUUCAGCAGCUCUUGGGCCCCAGGCGAUUGCAAAGCAUAUGGUUGCUGUUAGUACUAACCUUCCGCUUGUCGAUAAGUUUGGUAUUGACCCUGCCAAUGCUUUCGCAUUUUGGGAUUGGGUUGGUGGUCGCUACAGUGUUUGCAGUGCUGUUGGUGUGUUACCUUUGUCUCUUCAGUAUGGCUUCUCAGUUGUUCACAAAUUUCUAAAUGGAGCUGCCAGCAUUGACAAUCAUUUUAAGUCGACUCCAUUUGAGAAAAACAUUCCUGUACUUCUUGGCCUGUUGAGCGUGUGGAAUGUUUCCUUUUUUGGAUAUCCUGCAAGAGCCAUACUACCGUACUCCCAGGCUCUUGAGAAGUUUGCUCCGCACAUCCAACAGGUUAGCAUGGAGAGUAAUGGAAAGGGUGUAUCCAUUGAUGGCGUUCCACUUCCUUUUGAGGCUGGUGAAAUAGAUUUUGGAGAACCGGGAACAAAUGGCCAGCAUAGUUUCUACCAGCUAAUUCAUCAAGGAAGGAUUAUUCCUUGUGAUUUUAUUGGUGUCAUGAAAACUCAGCAACCCGUGUACUUGAAAGGGGAAGUUGUGAGCAACCAUGAUGAACUCAUGUCAAACUUCUUUGCACAGCCAGAUGCUCUUGCUUAUGGGAAGACUCCUGAACAAUUGCUAAGUGAGAAAGUUCCGAACCACCUUAUUCCUCACAAGACCUUUUCUGGUAAUCGGCCAUCCUUGAGCCUUCUACUGCCUGCUUUAAGUGCUUAUAACAUUGGACAGCUGUUAGCAAUUUAUGAGCACAGAAUUGCUGUUGAGGGUUUCAUAUGGGGGAUCAAUUCUUUCGAUCAGUGGGGUGUCGAGUUGGGCAAGUCAUUAGCCUCCCAAGUUAGAAAGCAACUGAACUUAUCUCGCACUAAGAAAGAGCCUGUUCAAGGUUUUAAUUUCAGCACUACCACGCUGUUAACCAGAUAUCUUGAGGCUGAAUCUGGCGUUGUAGCUGAUUCCACUAUAUUACCGAAAAUGUAAUCCUACUGAUUUGUAUAGAAAUAAAUCGGUCUUAAGCGUGCAGUAAAGUUUUGUAAUAUCAAUGAAAACAUGACUUCGGUGUGGGUUGAGAGCUAUCUAUUGUAUCUCAGCUAUUUAUUUGUGCAUGGCGAGUUAAUAAAGCUUUGUCAGAGACAGACAGAAACGCAUACAUAUUAAUUUUGAAGUAACGCCUACUAAGUUUAAAAGGAGUUAAAGAACUAA